Messenger RNA from Lotus japonicus, 3931 nucleotides. RefSeq names its product probable LRR receptor-like serine/threonine-protein kinase At2g16250. The transcript has 5 exons. The coding region runs from base 668 to 3355 and encodes 895 amino acids. Gene Ontology annotation, cellular component: plasma membrane. Gene Ontology annotation, molecular function: protein kinase activity; protein binding; ATP binding. Gene Ontology annotation, biological process: protein phosphorylation; hormone-mediated signaling pathway. The record is from RefSeq and is a predicted model, not a curated record. NCBI's taxonomy places the organism in Eukaryota, Viridiplantae, Streptophyta, Magnoliopsida, Fabales, Fabaceae.
AUUAACACACAUUAUUAGCAUUUACUUACAUUACAAUACAUGCUAGAGAAGAGAGAGAGAGAAAGAGUUAGUGUUCGUGUUGGUGUCUUAGCUGGACUAGGCGGGAUUACCGGUGGUCAAACCCAACCAGUGCCAGAUUCACCAUUCGCUUUGAAUCCCCAUUACUGCUUCUUCACCCUCUUCCACAGUGUUCUUCUACUUCUUCUUCUUCUAGAAGAGUGAGUGUUAUUCAUUCUUAUUCAUUAGAACAAACAAGAAGAAGUUGAUACAGCCAAGCCAAACCAAGCCAGCUAUCUAUCUAUAAUCUACCAACUACUGCCAUAUUCUCUAAUGUAGUUGCAUUCUCUCUCCAAUUUGUUAUUAAUACUAAUUUCUUUCUCUUUUUAAUUUCUUUUUUUUUCCAAAUUUAAAAUUUCCCCUUUUUCCCUCUGUACUCAAGGAAUUGAAAGAGUGAGACACAGAGUAGGUAGAAAGAAAGAAAGAAACAAACAAACUCAGAUAGUGAAUAAAGGAACAACAACAACAACAACAACAAGAAGAACAAGAAGAAUACAGAUUUGUCUUGUCAAUGGAAGAACAAGCCUUGUGAAUUGUGAUGUGAUGUGAUUGAUUCACUCAGUGGAAUAUGGGAAUGGUUGGAUCUUUGGGUCAGUGGUGAUAGUCAGAGAUGGUGGAUCGGCGUGGCAUAGUGUGGUUUGGGUUCUUGUUGUUCUUUCUGCUGUUUGGGGUGACACUGUCGCAGAUUGAGCCACUGAGUUCAACUACUGAGCGAGAAGCGCUUCUGGAACUGAGGGGUUCUUUGGGGUUGAGGAGCAAGGAAUGGCCAAGAAAACCAGACCCUUGUUUAAUCUGGAUUGGUAUUACUUGUCAGAAUGGUCGUGUUAUUGGGAUCAACAUCUCUGGUUUCAGAAGAACAAGGCUUGGUAGGAGAAACCCUCAAUUUGCCGUUGAAGCUUUGGCCAAUUUCACUCUCUUGCAGUCAUUCAAUGCCUCCAGUUUCUACCUUCCUGGUCCUAUUCCUGAUUGGUUUGGCCUCAAACUCCCUUCGCUUCAGGUGCUUGAUCUUCGUUCUUGCUCCAUUGUCAAUGCUAUUCCUUCCACUAUUGGGAAUUUAACCAACCUUACUAGUCUUUACCUUUCUGAUAACAAGUUAACUGGUUCAGUUCCUGAGAGUUUGGGUCAACUCUCUGGCCUUUCGGUUCUUGAUCUCUCUAGGAAUUCUCUUGCUGGUUCCCUGCCAGCAUCUUUUGCCUUUCUAGAAAACCUUAAUUCCCUUGACAUGUCCUCCAAUUUUCUGUCGGGACCGAUUCCUCCCGGCAUAGGGAACCUCACCAGGUUACAGUACUUGAAUCUUUCCAGCAAUGACCUGACUUCUUUGCCAGCCCAACUGGGGGGUCUUACUAGCUUAGUUGACCUUGAUGUUAGUGAGAAUUCUUUCUCCGGUGGAGUUUUUCCAGAUUUGAAAGGGUUGAGAAACUUGCAGAGAGUGGUACUUGCAAGCAGCAUGCUUAAUGGGCCUUUGCCGCGGGACUUGUUUACUGUUUCAUUGCAGUUGCAGCUCAUAGUGCUGAGACAAAAUAAUUUUACUGGUUCUUUGCCUUUUGAGUUGUUUUCUCUGCCAAGAUUGACCUUCCUAGAUGUGUCUGCCAAUAACUUCAGUGGUCCGCUCCCUAAUUCCAGUUCCGCUGCUUAUGGUGCCGUUGCUGCUGCGGUGCUCAAUAUUUCUCAUAAUACAUUUUAUGGAGGCCUCACACCUGUGCUCAGAAGGUUCAGUUUUGUUGAUGUUUCGAAUAACUAUUUUGAGGGGAAGGUGCUGGAUUUCAUGGGUAAUGUUUCUGUAGAUAGAAACUGCAUGCAAAACAUGAGGAAUCAGAGGACAACGGUGGAUUGUGCAUCGUUUUAUGCUGAGAGGGGCCUCAAUUUCGAUAACUUUGGACGCCCGAACUCUACAAGUCCUCCCACUGCAGAAGGCUCUAAGAAGAGUAAUAAAACUUGGAUUGUAUUGGCAGCAGCCUUAGGUGGACUGGGUUUAAUACUUUUAGUGUUCCUACUGGUACUGUUGCUUCUGUGCACUCGUCGGAGAGGUAAUUCGAAUCAAAGGGGAAACGGUGUGGGCCCUGCACCUGCUGGAGGCAGUUCUCCACAGCCCGGUGCACCAGUAAACUUUUCUAAUAUAGGAGACUCAUUUACAUAUCAUCAGUUGCUCCAAGCAACAGGAGAUUUCAAUGAUGCAAAUCUUAUCAAACAUGGCCACACCGGGGAUCUCUUCAAUGGUGUUUUAGAAAAUGGCAUGCGUGUUGUAAUCAAAAGGGUUGACACACGUUCAAUUAAGAAGGACGCUUACCUAUUGGAACUGGACUUUUUCAACAAGGUUUCUCAUCAAAGAUUUGUUCCCUUGUUAGGUCAUUGCUUAGAAAAUGAGAACGAGAAGUUCCUGGUUUAUAAGCAUAUGCCAAAUGGGGACAUGUCUCAUUGCUUAUUGUAUAAAAACACUACAUCUGAAGAUGAUUCUUGGCAGUCAUUGGACUGGAUAACAAGGUUAAAAAUUGCUACUGGAGUAGCAGAGGCCCUAACGUAUCUGCAUCAUGAAUGUAUUCCACCCAUUGUUCACAGAGAUAUUCAAGCGAGCAGUAUACUUCUAGAUGAUAAAUAUGAAGUUCGGUUAGGGAGUCUAAGUGAAGCCUGUGUUCAAGAAGGAGAUACUCAUCAAAGUAAAAUCACCCGGUUUCUGCGAAUGCCUCAGUCCUCUGAGCAAGGCAAAUCUGGUUCAUUAACAUCAGUUUGCACCUAUGACGUUUAUUGCUUUGGGAAAGUGUUGCUUGAGCUGGUGACUGGUAAGAUGGGAAUCAGUGCAUCCAAUGAGGGUGAAGUAAAGGAAUGGCUUGAUCAGAUUCUACCUUGCAUUAGUAUGUAUGACAAGGAGCUUGUGACAAAAAUUGUUGACCCAUCUCUGGUUGUUGAUGAGGAUUUCUUAGAGGAAGUGUGGGCUAUAGCCAUUGUUGCCAGGUCUUGCCUAAAUCCAAAACCUUCAAGAAGGCCUCCAAUGAGAUAUAUCCUCAAGGCUUUGGAAAACCCUUUAAAAGUUGUGAGGGAAGAAGCUUCUGGUUCUGCACGGCUCAAAGCAACCUCUUCUAGAGGCUCCUGGAAUGCAACCUUGUUCGGUAGCUGGCGUCAGAGUUUGUCGGAUGUAACAGCAAUUCCAGCAGCCUCUGGUACAAAGCAAGAAGGAACUAGUAGUUUAAAGCUUUCAGGAACUUCCGGCUCACACUCUUCGUCAUCUCGGCGACGCCAUUCAAAUGAGAUAUUUCCAGAGCCAUCCGGCACACGUGAUGUAGAGAGGCUGGAGCAUCAAUAAAAAGUCGCUUGAUACCAUGUUUGGAUUUGCUUCUAUUUCCUCAUAAUUAAUUCCGACAUUCAGAAGCCACACACAAAAGCUUCUCUCCAGAAUUGAUUUAGCCUUUAGAAUCAAUUGUAGAAGGAUUUCCAAACAUGGUCUAAGUCCGUCUUAAUUUUUCAUUCAGCAAUGUUAUUGGAAAUGGAAAGUGCUCACUGUACAUUUCAGCAGACAAAGUGGCACUGAGUUCCUUCAAGACAUGAUUAACUUUCAAAGGAGGGUGAUUUGCAUUUGUUUUCAUGGUGGUUUUGGACACAAGCUUGUGGUGAGAUAGAUAUAGAAUGCGAGAGCAGGCCAAGUGCUUUGGUAGAUAUGGAUACUUCUUUAACUGCUUGUUUUGGACAGAAACAAGCCCCAUUUUUUUCACCUGUAAUUGAUUUUUCUCCCCUUUUUCUUACCCUUUGUUUCAAGUUCUCUAAUGGAAUGUAAAUUUUAAUGUGUCAGAUUUCUUCAUUCAGGUGGGAUUUUUUAUUAUUUUGGAAAAAAGGGGACAGACCCAAAAUUUGAGAGGAUGAAAAAGAAAACAGGCUUUACUGA